Molecule: messenger RNA, 1919 nt
Organism: Centruroides sculpturatus (bark scorpion)
Lineage: Eukaryota; Metazoa; Arthropoda; Arachnida; Scorpiones; Buthidae
Gene: Hat1
Product: histone acetyltransferase type B catalytic subunit-like
Exons: 13
Coding region: 182-1798 (538 amino acids)
Biological process (GO): subtelomeric heterochromatin formation
Cellular component (GO): nucleus
Molecular function (GO): histone binding; histone H4 acetyltransferase activity
Source: RefSeq, a predicted model, not a curated record
AAAGAAGAAGCGGGAAAAUGGCGGAAUUCCCCAGAGGUUUCCACCAGAUUGAGAUUUGAGAAGCAUGCUGGCCAAUCCAGAACCUCAAUAUUGCUAUUGUGAAACCAUUGGUGUAUAGUCACUAGAACAAUGCUUGCAUUGUCUUGCUGAAAUGUAAAGGAUGUUGAAGAAAUGACAGGAGAUGAUUGACAAAUCUGAAGGAAUGUCACUCUCUAAAGGAGCUCUUGAUGCUUAUGUAUGCUCAGCAAACUCUGCAAUAGAAAUAAAAUUAAUGAAAUUAGCUCCUAUACAAAAAAACAGGUUAUCUGAACUAAUGAAAAUAAGUAAUAUUAAUAAAAAAGAUCCGUUAGAAGAAGAAGGUGUGGUGUACAGAUUACAAUGCAUGUGUGAAAUUUCAAAUUUUUACAUUGGAGAAACCAGACAGAAGUUAAAGGUCAGACUAUCAGAACAUCUUGCUGCAGUACAAUUAAAACCGAUGUCGUCUGUGAAUAUCGCCAGAGACAGUCAAAAAAAAGUCAAUCGUCGUCUGUCUUUCCGUCAAAGGAAACCUGCACUGAUUACUCCAGGAAUAUCAUUGACCAGUGCCCAUUUGGAUACCUUGUGCCAUCAUUGUGCUAGUGGACAUUAUAGUGGAACUAAUCACUGUCGGAACUAUUAUCAAACAAUGAGAGCUCCAUCACGAGAUCGCCUUUUAUUUCUGGAUUUUGCUUACAGUGAGAGUAUUUUUGGAUAUCUAGAUCUGAAAGUGAAGUUAUAUUAUAGUGCAUCUCGUUUAACUACAUUUUUAGGAAUAUAUUAUGCAGAGCAAAUUUCUCCUGAGAAAAGUGAAGGAGUUGAGCCUGAUAACAUUGUUAAAAUCAUAGGUGAAAAACUUCAACCUGGAUUUCUCACAAAUAUUGAUGAUUUUACUGCUUCUCUAUCCAAAGAUGCUAAUUUUAAACCUUAUGGAGAGUUACUACAUUCUUUUGAACAGGGAAAUGAUGGUUCAGUUAAAAAAUGUUAUGAAGUCUUUAAAUGCAACAUAGAUGUGACAGGAUUCCGGGAAUAUCACGAACGUAUGCAGACAUUUCUUUUGUGGUUUGUUGAUGCUGCUUCUUAUAUUGAAGUAGAUGAUGAUAAAUGGGAUUUCUUUGUGAUAUAUGAAAAGAAGGUAAUAGAUGGUGAGCCUAUAUAUUGGUUUGUUGGAUAUACCACUGUUUAUAGGUAUUAUGCCUAUCCUAACAAAACAAGGCCACGAAUAAGUCAGAUGAUGAUUCUUCCACCUUUCCAAAAGAAAAGUCUGGGAGCAGAAUUACUUCAAACCAUUUACAAUUGGUAUAUUCAAGAUGCUUUAGUUUUUGAUAUUACAGUUGAAGAUCCAUCUGAUAAUUUCACUAGAUUGAGAGAUUUUGUAGAUGCUAAAAAUUGUUUGAAACUUACAAGUUAUAGUCAAGAAAAUCUGCAGAAGGGAUUCAGUGAAGAAAUGAAAUUGGAAGCACAAGAGAAACUGAAAUUGACUAAGAAACAGGCAAGAAGAGUGUAUGAGAUUCUUCGGCUGCAUAUCACAAAUACUAAUAAUGAAGAAGAAUAUAAAGCUUAUCGAUUAGAAAUCAAAAAAAGAUUAAAUUCUCCAUAUCAGCGACAAAAGUCAGAUCUGGCCAAACUCCAAAAAACUCUGAAUGCUAGUGAAUUUAAUGCCACUCUUCAGUGCACAAGUAGGGAGCAAAGAAUUGAGCAAUUAGAACAUCAAUAUAGAGAACUGGAAGCAGAAUACAGACACAUUUUGGAGAGGUUAGCCAGUUCAGAUUUAACCAACUAACUAGACAUUUGACCACCCAUUUGUACAUAAAUCAUAAAAAUAAAUUGUGUACAUAAAUUAGUUUAAUGUAGUUUUAAUAUUAAAACAGUUAUUUCUUGCAAAGUUGAAUUUAUUUUAUUCA